CUCCUAAUUAUCCUUUAGAAAGAUGGGGUCAUUAAGUUGUUAUGAUUGAUAAAUACAUGUAUUUAAUAGGAGGUUAUAUAGAGGAUAAAAACUAUGACGAAAGUACAAAAUCAUAAAUGUAUAGAUUAGAUUGUGAAACUUAUGAAUGGGAGAAAAUUAGCAUAAAUUCUUAAAAUAAUCCAGAACAUAGAGAUUCUCAUAUUAUAUCUUUAAUAGAUGGAAAAAUAUAUAUGUUUGGGGGAAAAACAGCAAAUUAAAAAUUAAAAAAUGAUCUUUGGUGUUUUGACCCUUAAAAAAACGAAUGGAGAUAAAUAGAAGCUUCAGGAAACAAUCCAUAUCCUAGAGAAGGACAUUAAGGAUGUACUUUAGAUGAUAGAUAUUUAAUUAUUUUUGGAGGUUUGAAUAGUUAAGACGAAGAUAAUAUGCUUAUUUAUAAUGAUAUGCAUAUGUUUGAUAGUAUUUAAAAUACUUGGAAAUAGGUAACUAAUAAGCAUGGAGCUAUUAUUGAAGCUAGAGAAAGCUUUAGUUUUGUUAAUGUUAAUGGAUUAUUAUAUAUUUUUGGUGGGUAAGGAAAAAAUGUUGGAGAAAUUGAUAUUUUUUUUAAUGAUUUAUAUAAGAUUAAAUUUAAUGUUUUUAAUGAUGGUAAAAACGAAUCUGUUGAUAUUAUGUAAAUUUGUAUUAAUUAAGAUGAGAGAAAACCUAUUGCUAGAGCUUCUCAUUCAACUACUGUUUAUAAAGAUAGAUAUAUUUUUAUUAUUGGAGGAGAAGGAGAAAGAUAUAGUGCGGAAACUGAAUCUAAAUUUUUGCAAGAUAUUUGGGCUUUUGAUACCUUAAAUAACUUUUGGAUUGAAGUUGCAUCAAAAAAGCAUAGAUAUGCUUAAUUUAACCCUAUUAUUUCCCACUCAACUGAAGCUUAUAAAGAUCAAAUUAUUCUUUUUGGAGGUUAAACAGUUAUUAAUAUUGAAAACGAUAAUGAUUAAGUACCUAAUGAAAAUAAUUAAUAAGAAUAGAUAUAAUAAAUUUCUUAAAUAUAAUAAUAGUAAUUAAAAUAAUAAAUUUAAAUUGAUGAAGAAAUACAAAAGGGAAAUUAAAAUGAAUAAUAAUAAUAAAGUAUAAUGUUAAAAAUAAGAUAACCUUAUAUUUCUUUAUCAUUUUUAAAUGCAAUUUCAAACUUAAUAAACUAUCCAUUUGCUGCUUUCGGACUUUUGGUUGAUAAUGCCCUUUAUAGAAAAUCUUAAUAAAUAAAAAUAAAUUUAAUGUAUCUUAAAAAAAGAGAUGUUUACAACAAUAUUUAUAAUAAAUAACAAAUUUAAAAAGAUGAGUUAAUUUAAUAGUAAUACCAGCAAAAAGUUAAUGGUAUUUUACUAAAUUAAUCAAUCGAUAAAAAUGUUAUUGAAAAUUUCGAACUUUUUUUUUAGAUAUAUGAUGAUAGCGAAGGAUUUAAUUAAUAUGAAUUUGUUGAUAUGUUAUAUAAAUUUGAUAUUCAUUAAUAAAUCUAAUAUCCAAAAACUUAAAAAGAACUACAGCAAGCUGAUAUUUAAGAAUAACUAAAAAUUUAGUAUGGAAAUAAUAUCAAAUUUGCUGGUUUAAGACUUGGAUAAAGUGUUUUAUUUAUUUCAAAAAAUAAAUCUAAUAGUAUUUUAAAUGUUGGAUUAAUAAGUUCAAAUAUAAAAAUAAAUCCAAAUUUACAAGAACUGAUAAUAUUUGUAUAUAGCUAUGAUGUAAAAAAGAAGUAAUACUUAACAGAAAACGGAGACUAAAAUAAAAGAACAAUAUUGAAUAAUAUAGCUUUUUUAAUGAAUGAAGAAUAAUUAAUAAAGCAUGAUAGAGGAAAUUAUAUAUAUAUAUUUGAUUUAAAACGUAUUCCUUCAAAAAAUGGAUAUAAUUAUGAAUUUUCUUAUAAUUAAUAAAAAAAUGAUAUUACAUUAAAAAAAAAAACUCAAUUUAAAGAAAAAAAAGAAUAAGUAGAAAGACUUAUUGAUUUUAGCUUAAAAAGUUAUAUUUAACAUCUUUUUUUUGAACGUCCUGAAAAUCUACAUUUUACUUUAAAUGAUUAAAAUGUUAAUUUUAUUUGUUAUUCUGAUGUAUUAAGAAGAUAAAAAGAUAGAAGAUUUUUGAAAGAAAUUAAUGUUGAGUCAUAUUAGAGAAUCAAAGAUACUGGAAAGGCAAUCCUUUAUGAAUAAGCUAAUUAUAAUUAAGAUUCUACUAUUGAAAACUAAUCUUAAAAUGAUUUACUUGAUAUCAAAGGUAUUACUAUUUUUUUUUUUUUUUUUUUUUUUUGA
Ichthyophthirius multifiliis is the source of this 2282-nucleotide messenger RNA. Its product is annotated as kelch motif family protein, putative. The transcript has 4 exons. Gene Ontology annotation, molecular function: protein binding. The record is from RefSeq and is a predicted model, not a curated record. NCBI's taxonomy places the organism in Eukaryota, Ciliophora, Oligohymenophorea, Hymenostomatida.